Brassica oleracea var. oleracea is the source of this 1022-nucleotide messenger RNA. RefSeq lists its product as uncharacterized. The transcript has a single exon. Bases 175 to 729 code for a protein of 184 amino acids. The record is from RefSeq and is a predicted model, not a curated record. NCBI's taxonomy places the organism in Eukaryota, Viridiplantae, Streptophyta, Magnoliopsida, Brassicales, Brassicaceae.
CAUCUCACGCGUCUCUCUUUACGUUUUUUUAAUCUUCCUCUCUCUCGUCUCCUACUAUAAAUUCUCGUGUUCCCUUCUUUCCCAUCCUGCACCUCUAUCUCCCACUAAUUUCGAUACUGCCACUAAGCAAAAAAAAGUUUCAGCGAACAAAAAAAAAAACGUAACUGAUAUUCUAUGGCGGAGGAGACGCUAACUCGGACUGACUCAGCUGAGCCAACCGAUAAAAAGCGAGUCAGGGACGAGUCUGACGGCGCGGUUCUCGACUCACCGGAGGUCAAGAGGCUGAGAGAUGAUUUAUUCGACGUUUUCGAUGACUCGGAUCCCGAACCGGUGAGUCAAGAUCUCGACUCGGUUAUGAAGAGUUUCGAGGACGAGUUAUCUUCGGCGCAGCCCCGCGGCGAGACUCAGCCGGAUCUCGGUUACCUUCUAGAGGCUUCGGACGAUGAGCUCGGGCUGCCACCGCCGCCUCCACCGGUUUCCGUGGUGGAGGAGGUGGAGACGACGGAGACGGUGGCGGAUUUGGUACGAGCGUCGUCGGAUUCGUCGGGAAUCGACGAGUUAUGGGGGUUCGAGGAUCACGUGCCGGAUUACGGCUCUUUAGAUUUCGGUUCCGGCGUCGGAGAUGGUGGAGAUUACGUCACCGUUGAGGGGCUGUUUGAUUUUUCCGGCGAAUGUUUUGAUUCCGGCGAUCUAUUCUCGUGGCGGCCGGAGUCUUUACCGGCGGAAUAAAACGAACGUUUUUCUUAGGUAGGAAAUUAAAAACGAUGCCGUUUGUAAAGCGUUUGGCUUCCCUGCCGUUUUUUACCCCUACCCUACGGUAGAUGGUGGUUAAUUUCUAUGGAUUAUUAAUUAUGAGGAUUAGGAAAUUUAAAUAUUUUGUUAUUAGGAAAGUUAAAUAUUUUGUUAGUGGGUGUAACUUUCUAGAUUAGUAUGUGUGCGAAUUCGUUUGUUCCUCCCAGACCUUUAAUUAUCUUCUCUCUUUGAAUAGUUUUUGUUAAUGUGAAAAUGUCCUCGUUCGGGAA